AUGUUCCAAUUACAAGACCUACGAAUGCUGCAGAUGCUAGAGAAAUCUUUGAGGAAAUUCCUCCCUGAGUCCCUAAAGGUUUAUGGAACUGUCUUCCACAUGAACCAGGGAAACCCAUUCAAGCUAAAGGCUCUGGUGGACAAGUGGCCUGAUUUUAAUACAGUGGUUGUCCGCCCUCAAGAGCAGGAGAUGACAGACGACUUUGAUCAGUAUACCAAUACCUACCAAAUCUAUUCCAAAGAUCCCAAGAACUGUCAAGAAUUCCUUGGCACAUCAGACGUCAUCAAUUGGAAACAACAUUUACAGAUCCAAAGUUCACAGUCCAGCCUGGAUGAGAAUAUACACAAUCUUGCAGCCAUUAAACAUGUCAAAGUCAAGCAAUCACAAUGCAUCCUCUAUAUGAUGCCCAAGACAGCCAGAAGACUGCUCCCUUCCCUGCCAGAAGCAAACAACUUUACUCUUAAUACUGGCAAACCCAAAUCCAUUAAUGAAGAGUUGUUUAAACUCUCCUCUCUGGAUGUUACCCAUGCUACCCUGGUGGAUAAAUUCUGGCAUUUCGGUGGCAAUGAGAGAAGCCAGAGAUUCAUCAAGCGCUGUAUCCAGACCUUCCCCUCCUUCUGUCUGCUGGGGCCUGAGGGAACCCCUGUAUGCUGGAACCUAAUGGACCAGACAGGAGAGUUACGAAUGGGGGCCACUCUUCCUGAGUACCGGGGCCAGGGUCUAAUAACCCAUAUGUUGUUUGCCACUACUCAGGCUUUGGACAAACGUGGCUUUCCUAUAUAUAACCAUACAGACAAAGCCAACAAUAUCAUUCAGAAAUGCAGUCAUAAUCUGCACCAUAUCCGCUUGCCCUGUGACUGGAAUCAGUGGCAAUGUGUGCCUCUUUGA
Molecule: messenger RNA, 888 nt
Organism: Pipistrellus nathusii (Nathusius's pipistrelle)
Lineage: Eukaryota; Metazoa; Chordata; Mammalia; Chiroptera; Vespertilionidae
Source: the annotation of a GenBank genome assembly